Molecule: messenger RNA, 769 nt
Organism: Scylla paramamosain (green mud crab)
Lineage: Eukaryota; Metazoa; Arthropoda; Malacostraca; Decapoda; Portunidae
Exons: 2
Coding region: 77-391 (104 amino acids)
Source: RefSeq, a predicted model, not a curated record
GGUAAGCUUGUUUACUAAAUUGCGUCGUAGGGAGUAAGAGAGGUAGCCACAAUUAUCCAUCAUUAUCGGCGACACCAUGGCUCCUGAGAAGAUCCAUUGGCAUAUCUCGUCCAUCAUCUGCUGCAAGUACCUCAUUGUCCAUAGAUGCACACUGUACUUCUCCAGAAAGUCAGAGCCCAUCACCCCAGGGUCCUGUGGACACAGCAAAACUCCAGGCUUUUGUGUACUCACCAGAACCCCAGGAAAGCACACACACCCAGUCACCCCACGAUGUUGCACACACCCCCACCACCCCAGGAUAUCGUACACCCCAGUACCCCAGGAUGUUUUGCAUAUUGUAUCACACCCAUUUAAAGCUUUGGGAACUUCCACACCAAGUACUUCUGUGUAAAAAGAGAAGGUUGGCAGACAGAGAUGAUACAUCAGAAAAAAAUAGUGCAAACUGUAAAGUGAGAAAUGUUAUGGAUGCAUUUAUUCAGAAUAAACUAGAAAAGAAAUCUGGAAAAAUGACUUUGUAAUUUCAAGUGUGGAGUCAUUUCUAAAUUAAUUUCCCAUCUCUGAUAGUUUAAAAAUGGAAUUUGACUCCAAGGUUGUUUUACUGCUACAUGAGUACAUGCAAAAAUAUUCUGAGACACAACAAGACUGAAUAUAGUGUGAAUGAAUAUAACAUCCAAAUUAUAAGUUGUUUCCAGAAAAUUUUAUGAGCAUUUUACUGUGCCUUACAUGUUGAGUGGUAAUGAGGUUAGGAGGCAUAAAUGAACCACAUACA